Messenger RNA from Cotesia congregata, 1134 nucleotides. Lineage: Eukaryota; Metazoa; Arthropoda; Insecta; Hymenoptera; Braconidae. The record is from the annotation of a GenBank genome assembly.
AUUUAAGAUUUAAUUAGUGUAAGGAUGGUGAUGACUGUAGCCGUGGUGCGCCAACAAUUGGCAAAUCUCGCUAAUUCCGGCGGAUCUCACAAGGAUCAAGCUGAAAAUUUAAAAAUAAUUUUUAUUAAUAAUUUUAUUUUUAUUGUUACAGUUGUUAAUGAAAAUGUGAGUUUAGUUAUUUCACGACAAGUUUUAACUGAUGUUAGUAAUCGAUUAGCGCAGUUAGAUGAUGAAAUAUCAAAGGCUGUCUCACAUUAUACCUUAGACAAAGUACAACCUAGAGUAAUAUCUUUCGAAGAACAAGUUGCUAGUAUUCGUCAGCAUUUAGCUAAUAUUUAUGAAAGAAAACAGGACUGGAGAGAAGCUGCCAAUGUUCUAGUGGGAAUCCCGUUAGAAACUGGCCAAAAGCAAUAUACAGUAGAUUAUAAGCUUGAAACUUAUUUAAAAAUAGCAAGACUGUAUCUGGAAGAUGAUGAUCCGAUUCAAGCCGAAGCUUUUAUAAACCGAGCAUCAUUACUACAAGCAGAAACUAAGAAUGAACAGCUACAGAUUUAUUACAAGGUUUGCUACGCCAGAGUGCUGGAUUACCGUAGGAAGUUCAUCGAAGCUGCACAAAGAUACAACGAAUUGUCAUACAGGUCAAUUAUUCACGAAGACGAACACGAGCGUUGUCAGCAGCUUCCAGCGUACGCAAUCCUUGAAAAAAUGUACCUGGACCGUAUAAUCCGUCGCACAGAGCUACAAGACUUCGAAGCGCUUUUACAGCCUCAUCAGAAAGCUUUAACGCGUGAUGGACUUGGAUCAACAAUUCUCGACCGCGCUGUCAUCGAACACAAUCUCCUCUCGGCCAGUAAACUUUACAAUAAUAUUACUUUUGAAGAGUUGGGAGCUUUACUGGAAAUUCCCCCGUCUAAUGCUGAGAAAAUUGCCAGUCAGAUGAUCACAGAGAGCCGCAUGAAUGGUUACAUUGAUCAGAUUGAUUCGGUGGUUCAUUUUGAGACACGUGAAAUUUUACCAACAUGGGACAAACAAAUACAAUCUCUUUGCUACCAAGUAAACCAAAUAAUUGAAAAAAUAGCUCAAACACAACCAGAUUGGAUUGCUCAAGCCAUGGAGGAUCAAUUGGUCCAUUAA